GCCAACUCCCAUCCAUCCAUCAUUCACUUUUUUCUUUUAAAUUUGUUGGCGUCGUCCGUUAUUGAUUGUUAUUCAUGACUUUUCGAUUCGUGUUACUUUAUCUUGCUCAACUGGAACUAUGUGUCGGCGCCCGUAGUUGAUGAUCACAACUAUGUUCCAUCCAGAAACCCUAGCGCUUUGAAUUGAAUCUAACCUGGGUACCCUUUUGAAUUCUGCUAUGAUCUUUUCAGGCUGGCUGAUGUUAAUUGGACAUUUUAUCUUGUAGCCAGACGUCUUUGCUUUGUUCUUGAACCCGAGUUGUAUUUAAUUUCAGUGUGUUUUGAUUCAUACGGCUCAAGAACUUGUGCUUUUUUGGUCCAUAUACCUUUCAAAACUUUGUUUGUCCCAAUUAUUGUGUUUCUUUUAGUAUCCUGGUAGCUUGAGAUCUCUAUAUGGUCCAUAUAUUUCUUUCUACACUAGUAAUACUAUUUUCUGAUACACAAUUUGGGCUGCAUCGAAAUUUUGUGAACGGAUUAAUUUUUUUUUACUAAUUAUAUUGUGUCCCGGAUUUUCAGCUCCCUUUUCAGAUAUAUAGUUGGAAUAUCUUCAGAAGCUUAAGAAGACCCAUCAUUUCUUCAUUGCUCUUUUGUAGAGAUUCAUGGUUCUGAAAUCAUUACUGACAUGCUUGUUUGAUAGGCAUCAAUGUCAGCCUGUUGUGGCCUUCCCCUUCUAGAAUGUGUAUACUGUCUGGCCUGUGCUCGUUGGGCGUGGAAGAAAUUCCUCUAUACUGCUGGUAGUGAAAGUGAAAACUGGGGUCAUGCUGGAGCUGCUGAAUUUGAGCCUGUACCCCGUAUCUGUCGGUAUAUUCUAUCAGUCUAUGAAGAUGAUCUCCGAAACCCAAUUUGGGCUCCUCCUGGUGGGUAUGGUAUGGAUCCUGAUUGGGUAAUUUUAAGGAGAGACUAUGAAGAAACUGAAGGGAGGGUUUCUCCCUAUAUGAUAUACCUUGAUCAUCAAAAUGAUGACAUAGUUUUAGCCAUUAGGGGUCUUAAUUUGGGAAAGGAAAGUGAUUUUUUGGUUUUACUUGAUAACAAACUGGGGCAGACAAAAUUCGACGGAGGUUAUGUCCAUAAUGGGCUACUGAAGUCAGCUCAGCGGGUUUUGGAUGCAGAGUGCGAGAUCCUCAGGGAACUAAUUGAGACAAAUCCAAGUUAUACUUUGACUUUUGCGGGCCAUUCUCUAGGGGCAGGGGUUGUAACAUUGUUAGCAUUGUUGGCAGUCCAGAAUCGGGGAAAACUGGGAAACAUCGAGAGGAAAAGGAUCAGAUGCUUUGCUAUUGCUCCAGCUAGGUGUAUAUCACUAAAUCUGGCUGUGAGAUAUGCAGAUGUUAUCAAUUCUGUUGUCCUUCAGGAUGAUUUCUUACCGCGGACCACCGUGGCUUUGGAAGAUGUUUUCAAGUCAGUUUUCUGGAUAGGAAAAAUACCCCCCAUUGUGAAGACGGCAGUACCCGUUGAUGGAAGAUUUGAGCACAUAGUCCUCUCUUGCAAUUUAACUUCAGAUCAUGCCAUCAUUUGGAUAGAGAGAGAAUCUCAACGUGCUCUUGAUUUAAUGAUGGAGAAGGAACGGAUUAUGGAGAUUCCACCCCAACAGAAAAUGGAGCGGCAGGCCUCGCUUGCGAGAGAACACAGCAAGGAGUACAAGGCAGCACUACAGAAGGCGAUUGCACUCGAUGUCCCUCAUGCUUACUCACCAUCUUCAUAUGGAACAUUCCAGGACAUAGAGGAAGGGGACCAUUCGGGCAGAUUACACAGAGAAUCACCAUUAACGUCACCCAAGAGUAGGAAGGAAACCUGGGAUGAAUUGGUAGAUCGCCUUUUCGACACAGAUGAGUCAGGCCGCAUGGUACUCAAGUCACAGCCCACAUAAGGUUUCGCAGCAGGCUUAGCAGAGCAGGGGUAAUUUUUUUUUGUAUUUAUUCAUAUUGGCCUCUUUCUUUUCUGGGGGACAUGUAUCAUGCUUGCUUUUUUUUUUUUUUUUUUUGUUUCCUUUUUUUUUUAAACUUUUAGGGUUCGUAGAAAAAAAGCAGUUGCUCCAGUUAUGUUGUAUUCCCAGGGACUAAUUGUAAAUGUGCAUCUUCAUGAUCUACUAGUAGCUUUGGGCACUCUUGACAUGAA
Molecule: messenger RNA, 2150 nt
Organism: Diospyros lotus (date-plum)
Lineage: Eukaryota; Viridiplantae; Streptophyta; Magnoliopsida; Ericales; Ebenaceae
Exons: 4
Coding region: 682-1902 (406 amino acids)
Biological process (GO): lipid catabolic process
Source: RefSeq, a predicted model, not a curated record